AAGUCAUCGAGCUGUAAAAUACUCGUAGUAGUGUUCGCGCCAGUUCAAAAGCGCGAAAGCGGCUCGCGCACGCGCACUCGUCCAACCGAGCUUGCGCGCCUUAGAAAAGUUUACGCGGGAAAACUGUUCAGAUAAAAAUUCGCGACAUGGCUUCCACAGCCAUGUGCGCGCGACUCCUGGCGCUUCUGGCUUUGGUGGUGGUCACAACAUCACUCACAUUGGACGAAGAAGCAACAACCAGCGUGAUGGCAGCAGCGGAAAAAGCCCGCAACGGUGGCCAGCUCGUCAUCUUGAUGCCAGGUCCUCGAAGCACCAUCAACACGCGAGAGGAACUGCUGCACGCGAAGGGAGCUGAAGAUGUCAACUUCUCGCUCUACUAUAAUGGGAAGAGUAACAAGGUAACCCUGGAGAGUCUCCACGGUGGUCACAUGAAGUCCGUAUCGUGGAGUCUGAGCGAACAUCCCCGAGGGACCCUGGCUCUACUGAUGACUCCUAGCAGGGUGAAACUCAUCGUGGGCUGCAAGCCUCGACACUGGCAUGUCAUGUCAGCCAAACAUGACUUGCUGGCAACACUGUCCAGUAAGAAAAUGAAACUGUUCCACGAAGAAAAUGUGCCAAUAGAAAUAUACACCAGCGAAAAGGCUGUUUUAGAUUCACAGAAUUGCAAUUAUCAUGAAAAUACGAUGAAACCUCCAGCUCUCACUACACUUGGAGAGAUAGACUUCGAAGAGGUUCGAGACUUCAUGGCGAAAGACGAGAGGCAAGAAGAACAAAUGCAAGGGGAUGAGUAUAGAGGAAACUAUAUCGAUCCUAAUGUGCUGCCUCAGCCGCCACCAAACAGAGGAGAUAUUCCUUCGAAUGCUAUUGAAUCUUGCGAUGACGAAGUUAUCCGUCAACUCACACUACUUCGUACAACGAUCGAGUCACUUCGUCGCGAGGUCGCAGACCAGAAGGGUACCAUCGACAGCCUUCGCAGCCAGCUGCGUCAGUGCUGCAAUAGAGUGCCCUCGCCACCACCCGUCGAGAGAUGCUCCUCAUCUUCCUGCUACCCUGGCGUGGAGUGCCGUAACACGGCGUCCGGUUUCGAGUGCGGCUCGUGUCCGCACGGCAUGGAGGGAGACGGUAGGAGGUGCAGACCCAUCGCCUGCAAUAGAAGACCAUGCUCACAAGGGGAAAGAUGCAUAGACACAGACAAGGGUUAUCGGUGUGAGAGAUGUCCAGGAAGGCAGACCAGUGAUGGCCAGACCUGUCGUUCCGCCUGCAGUUCCAACCCCUGCUUUGGUGGACGUGUUCAAUGUGAAGACCAGCCUGACGGAUCCUACCGGUGCGGAGCUUGUCCUGAAGGCUACCAUGGAAACGGAGAAAAAUGCCUCAGAAUAUCCUGUCGACAGAACACUUGCUUCCAAGGGGUAGAAUGCCGGGAGACAUCAUCUGGUCCCCGCUGUGGGACAUGUCCGUCCGGCUACAGUGGCAAUGGACAGCAAUGUCAGCAUGUCUGUGACACUCACAAGCCGUGUGGCCACAGACGUUGUGCUCCCAAGGCUACCAGUCCUUAUUACGACUGUGAGGCCUGUCCUAAAGGAUAUGAUUGGAAUGGAUUCACGUGUGUCGACAUCGACGAAUGCGAUCUGAUCCGUCCUUGUGACGAGGUGGUGUCCUGUCGGAACGAGGAAGGCGGGUUCACUUGCGGGCCAUGUCCUCCUGGGUACGAAGGUAGUUCUGGCUGGAGAGGAUCCGGACCUGAACGACGAAGGGAACAGUGCGUUGAUGUGGACGAAUGCGCUGAUGGAAGAGCCAACUGCCCUAGAGGAAGGCUUUGUGUUAAUACUCCUGGUUCGUACACCUGCGUGCCGUGCGGCGGCGGCUAUUACGUGAACACGACGCGGCGGUGCGACGGGCCCGGCGAGCUGCUGCAGCGCUGCGACCCCGCGCGCUGUCGCCGCUACAACGCCGUCUGCGAGUACGGAAACAAGUGUGUGUGUGCGACGGGCUGGGCAGGCAACGGUACUGUUUGCGGUCCCGACAAGGAUUUAGACGGUUACCCAGAUCACCAGUUACCUUGCUACGAACCUAACUGUAAGGCUGACAACUGUCCCGACGUGUCUAACUCAGGACAAGAAGACGCUGACAAUGAUACUAUUGGAGACUCUUGUGACCCUGACGCUGAUGGCGACGGCGUUGCUAAUCUACCGGACAACUGCCCGUUAACUCCGAACCCUGACCAACUGGACCGUGAUGAAGACCGCAGCGACAAGCGAGGUGAUGCUUGUGACAACUGCCCCAGGAGGUACAACCCUGGACAAGAGGACACCGAUAAAGACGGAAUCGGAGACGUCUGCGAUCCUGAUAUGGAUAAUGAUAAUAUACCAAACGAGAUGGACAACUGUCCCCGCAGCUACAACCCGGCACAGGAGGAUAUGGACAAUGACGGCGUCGGCGACGCUUGCGACAACUGUCCACGCAUCCGCAACCCCGCGCAGGAGGACGCAGACCGCGACGGCGUCGGCGACGCAUGCGACAGCGACGUCGAUAGGGAUCAGGACGGUAUCCAAGACAGCAUCGACAAUUGUCCAACAGUGCCCAACAGUGACCAGUUAGACGUCGACGAGGAUGGUUUAGGAGACGCGUGUGACGAUGACGAUGACGGAGACGGCGUACCUGAUGUUACUGACAACUGUCCCUAUAUGAAGAACAGGGAUCAGAAGGAUUCUAAUAAUGACGGCAUCGGUGACGUUUGUGAUAAUGACUACGACGGUGACAAUGUUAUCAACGAGCUCGACAACUGCCCCAACAACUCUAAGAUCUACCGUACUGACUUCAGAAACUACAUGACGGUCCGGCUAGACCCUGAGGGUGAAUCUCAACAGGACCCCAACUGGGAGAUAGCGAACCAAGGCGCCGAGAUCCUGCAGACCCUGAACUCCGACCCUGGCCUCGCUGUGGGCUUCGAAAGCUUCAGCGGAGUUGACUUCGAAGGAACGCUCUUUGUGGACACACAGAUAGAUGAUGAUUAUGUUGGUUUUAUAUUUGGGUACCAGAACAACAAGCGUUUCUACGUGGUGAUGUGGAAGAAGAACACACAGACGUACUGGCAGACCACGCCGUUCAGAUCGGUGGCUGAGCCGGGCAUACAGCUCAAGUUGGUCAACUCGAAGACUGGCCCGGGCAAGACGCUGAGGAAUGCCUUGUGGAACACUGAUACUACUCCUGAUCAGGUGACUCUUCUAUGGAAAGACCCUCGCAACGUCGGCUGGCGCGAGAAGACCGCCUACCGCUGGCGUCUACUUCACCGUCCCAAACUCGGUCUCAUCCGACUCAAGGUGUAUGAGAACAACCGUCUCGUGGCCGACUCGGGCAAUGUAUAUGACUUCACGCUCAAGGGAGGAAGACUUGGAGUGUUCUGCUUCUCGCAAGAGAUGAUUAUUUGGUCUAACCUUGUGUAUAGGUGUAAUGAUAAAAUUCCUUCGAACAUCGCAUCGGAGCUCUCAACAAGGAACAGCUAUGAAAUAGACCACGACUUCGUCUAUGUUUAGAUAAUAACAUUAACAUAAGUCUGUAACAUUUCCACUACUACUUAAUUCAUGGAAAACUAAGCGAAAACACCGAUGUUGUACUAAAUAAAAAGUAACAUUUUAAUAUCAGCCGCCUGGAUGUAAUUUGUCAAAGCUGUGACUCCGACAAUCAUUGUACUUGUUGUUCUAUUGUGUAAAGUUGUGUUCAAUGUGGAUUGUAUUACGAUAAAGUGUGAAUUGUUAAGUAUCAUUUUAGUUUUAAGAUUUAACAAUAAUGCAAUAAAGUUGACAUCUAUAAUUA
Molecule: messenger RNA, 3813 nt
Organism: Helicoverpa zea (corn earworm)
Lineage: Eukaryota; Metazoa; Arthropoda; Insecta; Lepidoptera; Noctuidae
Gene: Tsp
Product: cartilage oligomeric matrix protein
Exons: 21
Coding region: 147-3533 (1128 amino acids)
Biological process (GO): cell adhesion
Cellular component (GO): extracellular region
Molecular function (GO): calcium ion binding
Source: RefSeq, a predicted model, not a curated record